Molecule: messenger RNA, 2601 nt
Organism: Eurytemora carolleeae
Lineage: Eukaryota; Metazoa; Arthropoda; Copepoda; Calanoida; Temoridae
Product: N-acetylneuraminate 9-O-acetyltransferase
Exons: 20
Coding region: 66-2525 (819 amino acids)
Source: RefSeq, a predicted model, not a curated record
UUUGAAUUCUCUAUUUCAGAGUUGAGAAUGAAUCUUCUUGCAUGAUUGUUCUGAGAUGCUAGAAGAUGACAAGGCAGGAUAUCCUCCAGGGUCUGGAUACAGAGCACUUGCUCCCAACCUCUCCUCCUCCGGAGCGGAGAGGUUUCUCCACCUGGUCUCCGGCAGAUUACUUUAAACUACUCAAUAUCACAACAGCGAAGGCUCUUGCUUUGAUCCUGGUGGGUGGAUUCACAGUGUAUCAUAGUGUACUUCAUGCUACAUACGAUGUAACUCCCUGUAAAGGGUUACUCAAGGAUGGGAUGUAUAAGGGUAACCAGUGGCAGCCCUGGGGAUGUAUGAUGCAUAAAUAUACAAGGACGGAUAGUGAGAGAUGUUUCAGGUACAGCAGGUUCUGGGGUAAGAGUAAUCAUUUUGUAUAUGUCGGAGAUUCAAGGGUUCACCAACUCUACUCAGCUACAAGGCUCUGGUUGGAGUCAGGUUCUGAACCCAGCAUGCUUAAACCUACAGCAGCUGGUCAACCCUUAUCUCACUCAGUUUGGGAGAAUUCUGAGCAGAACCUGAAACUUGAAUACAUCCCAGCUCCGGAGGUUGAUACAUCUAUGCAGCAGGCUCUGGAGAAGUGGGGGAAAGCCAGUAAGACUCAAGUUUCCGUUCCUAGGAGAUCGAAUGGAAGUAUGGAUGCUCUGGAUGAGCAUCGGAGAAACCUGACCAGGUUGAAACCAGAACUAGAGAAUAUCAUGGAGUUCGGAGGAACUAAGGUCCUGUGGGCUCUACAGCCUCCGGUUAACUCAGAUCUUGUGAACGGGACGGAUAAGAUAAUCACAAACGAUCUGAUCUGGCAGUUUAAUUCUCAGGCCUACCGGGUUCUGGGGAAAUCUGAUAUUCUAGUCUGGUCCAGUCUUUACAGGUUGGUUGAGGGAAACCUUGAAGAAAUGGUGGACGGAUUUCAUAUCUCAGACCUUGCUCUAUCCAAAGCAAACCAAAUGAUCCUAAACCUUGUCUGUAAUGACAACAUGAACUUCAACGAUGGUUCCUGUUGCAAGAGCAGUGAUCAUAGAACCUCUCUGCAGACAAUUACCUUCUCCAUCCUGGCCGGAGCAGUAGGUCUCUCCGUUAUCAUCAUAAUCUAUCAGUUGGUUACAAGGAGACAGGUUUCUAACAGUCGAUAUCAGUCAAGCCGUCCUGGAAAUCUGAGUGUAUGCGACCUGCCCAGUAACUCCCUGACCAACCUGAUCUUCCCCCUGGCCCGCCUAGCGGUCAUCUUGGCCUACUUCUACGUGUGCGACAGGACCAACUUCUUCAUGAAGGAGAACAAGUAUUUCACCCCAAUCAACUUCUGGCUCCCUGUCUUGUACAUGAUGGUGGUGGGGUUGUUCUUUAACGAAGAGUCCAGCUACACCAGUGUUCUCCACGUGGAUCAGACGGAUGAAUGGAAAGGAUGGAUGCAGAUGGUAAUUCUUGUUUAUCAUAUGACUGGAGCAAGUGUAUCCAUCCCAAUAUAUUUACACAUCAGAGUUUUGAUCUCCUCCUACUUGUUUCUGGCAGGAUACUCACACUUCAACCACUUCUGGAUCAAGGGAGUCGGGACAGGUAUCUCCAGGAUGCUCCAGGUUCUCUUCAGGAUGAACUUCCUCACCUUCGUCCUGUGUCUGUGCAUGAACCGACCUUAUCAAUUUUACUUCUUUGUUCCUCUAGUCUCAUUUUGGUAUUUAGUUUUGUAUUGUGUUCUAAUUUCUCCUCCUGUUGUGAAUAAUCAGUGCGUUGAGGGAAACUCAAGCUCAAUAACUCAGUAUUUGUACGUGGUUCUGAAGUUGGUUGCUCUCGUGGCGGUCAUCUCAACCCUGUACAUGUCGGAGGUGUUCUUCGAGAAAGUAUUUGUCACAAGGCCCUGGAAGGCUCUUUUUGUCACAACAGAUGACGACAUUCAUGAAUGGUGGUUCAGGUGGAAGUUGGAUCGUUACAGUAUCGUGUACGGAUCUCUCUUCUCCCUUGCAAUCAUUAUUGGCGGGAAACUCAAGCUCUACGAUGACAGCAACCACAGCUGUCUAUGGCCAAGUGCCAUAGCAGUUCCGGUUAGUAUUGCAUCCUUGAUAGGGCUGGGAUCCUACACUAUAUUCUCCUUCUUCUGCAGGAAUAAAGCGGAUGGAAACGAGAUUCAUCCUUACAUUUCUUUCGUUCCUAUUGUCAGUUUGGUGAUUUUGCGCAACAUGGCGGGAUUUCUCCGUUCAAGAUACUCAACGUUCUUCGCUUGGUUUGGAAAAAUCAGUAUAGAGCUCUUCAUUUCACAGUACCAUAUUUGGUUGAGUGCAGACUCCCACGGUGUACUGGUCCUGAUCCCUAACUAUCCUGUGCUCAACAUCCUCCUCACCUCCUUCAUCUUCGUCGCAGCCUGCCACGAGAUUCAUCUCAUCACUGUACAACUCACUCCAUACUUUGUUCCUCCAGAACCAAUGCUAGCGAUACGAAAUAUUAUCGUCUUUGUUCUGAUCCUGGUUCCGAUUGGAAUUCAUGACGGCAUGUUCUAACUCAUACAUGUAAUAUAGAUUAUGUACAUUUAUCCUGUACAGUAUACAUAUAAUUGAUAAAUAAACUGUAAACUUA